AUGGCAUUGGGAAUGAAGGUUUUAGGAAAACGACAGUGCAAGACAGAGUGGGUGUUUGCAGGGUGGAAGACAAGCCACUUCCAGAUGACAGGAGGAGUCCAGAGAGGCAGCUACACCAUCCACCCUGAGUUUACCUCAGAGGCUUACCCUACCCAGUGGCACUGA
Messenger RNA from Tauraco erythrolophus (red-crested turaco), 165 nucleotides. The record is from RefSeq and is a predicted model, not a curated record. Lineage: Eukaryota; Metazoa; Chordata; Aves; Musophagiformes; Musophagidae.